ACGUGGCGCAACCGCUUCCGGUUCCAGACUGCAGCUACUGCCCGGUGGUGAGUGCAACUGGGACCUGGCGACUUUUUUGGGCUUGUUUUCUCUGCGGACUCUCGAUUGAGAGGAGGACUAUGGCAACCCAGGAGACCACUCCAGGUAGCCAGACAGAGGAGAGCAAUGCUUUGGACCUGCCAUCAGCUUAUGACAUAAGGGAUUAUGUGUUGCAGAGACCCAGCCAGCAGACCAACAGUGAAGCUUUUAGUUCUGAGGAAGCUUGUUCUAUUCCUUGCUCUUCUGAUGUUGAUCCAGGAGACAGGUUCAAUCCCUGAUCUGGGAAGGAACUCACAUGCUGCGGAGCAACUAAGUCUGUGUGCAACAACUACUGACUCAGCCUGCGCUUAGAACCUGGGAACCAAAACUACUGAAGCCUUCGAGUCCAUGCUCCACCAGAGAAGCUGCCGCAGUGAGAAGCCCUCACCCCACAAGGAGAGAAUAGUCCCCACUCAUGCCAACUAAAGAAAAGCCCGUGCAGCAGUGAAGACCCAGUACAGCCAAAAAUAAAUAAAAUUAGAUAUAUAAAGAAGCAAAACUAUCACAGAUCUUCCUAUUUCUUUACUCACAGUGUUCAUGUUUUCCUUUAAAACCUUGAGGAUAUUUAUAAUAGCUAUUUCAAGUUCUUGUCUGCUCAUUCCAUCAUCUCUGUCCUUUCAAGAUCUAGUUCUACUGAUUGAUUUUUCUUCUGUAUAUAGGUUACAUUUUUCUACUUUUCAAGUCUAGUUAAGUUCUACUAGCUGCUUGGACUUCAUGAUAUUAUGUUGUUGACAUCAAUUUUUUUUUUUUUUUUUUUUGCAGUCUUUAAAAAGUAUUGAAGUUCAUUUUGGCAGACAGUUAAGUUACUUGCUCGUCAGCUUGCUGUUUUUCAGGCUUGUUUUUAAGUUCGUUAGGGAGAUUUUGGUGUAGCCUUUACUCAGUCCUUAGUUUAGCUUAUUACCAAGAUGUGGCCUUACUGGAUCACUACGGAACGGUCAGCAAGUUUUUUUCCUUAUGGCUGCCAGAACAUGGCAGUCUUCCAGCCUUGUGCAAGGUUUUGGACUUGUUCAGCUCAACUUCCCUGGCUCUGCCUGGCUCUAUGGAGUUUCACCAUAAAUGUGCACAACUUAGUGCUCAGUUAUUGUUGUUCAGCUGCUCAGUCUUGUCUGACUCUUUGUGACGCCAUGGACAGCAGCACACCAGGCUCCCAUGUUCUUCACUGUCUCCCGGAGUUUGCUCAAACUCCUG
Bubalus bubalis (water buffalo) is the source of this 1266-nucleotide messenger RNA. It is a transcript of the gene SHLD1, whose product is annotated as shieldin complex subunit 1. Lineage: Eukaryota; Metazoa; Chordata; Mammalia; Artiodactyla; Bovidae. The coding region runs from base 120 to 317 and encodes 65 amino acids. The transcript has 3 exons. Gene Ontology annotation, biological process: positive regulation of double-strand break repair via nonhomologous end joining; negative regulation of double-strand break repair via homologous recombination; positive regulation of isotype switching. Gene Ontology annotation, cellular component: site of double-strand break. The record is from RefSeq and is a predicted model, not a curated record.